GAGGACGUGUCGGAACGGAGCGCGCUCGAGCUUUACGGUAGCCUCUAUAGACGUGUGAAUGGGUGGUUUAUUUGAUACUCACUGCCAGACCCUCACACACACACACACACACACACACACACACACACACACACACACACACACACACACACACACACACACACACACAAACACACACACCCGGCCGUAGCUCUAAAAGCGGCUGCGUAAUUACGCACAGUCACUUGUUCUGUUGGAGAAAGACUUGCGGAGUGAAGACGACUCUGAAGACAUUACCUGGAUAAAGAAGAUUACUUAGUUUUGGAAGAAAACUAAGAGGGGAAGAAGGAGAGAGCAGAUGCCAUGCUGCUGUCGGCGCUGUUCUGGUUUUCUCUUGCGGUGCCACUGGGCCAAGCUCUGGAGUUUCAAUACCACAACACAGCUCAGGUGGAGCAAUAUCUACGCGAAAUCAGCAAAAACUAUUCCAGCAUCACACACCUGCACAGCAUUGGCCAGACUGUUGAAGGAAGAGAGCUUUGGGUGCUAAUACUGGGUCAACAUCCUAGAGAGCAUCGUGUCGGCAUUCCUGAAUUCAAAUACGUUGGCAACAUGCAUGGUAAUGAGGUAGUGGGGCGAGUCUUGCUGCUCCAGCUGAUAGAUUAUCUGACCCUCAACUAUAUGAGUGACCCUUUUGUGACGAAGCUGAUGAACACCAUGCGUAUACACAUCCUGCCCUCGAUGAAUCCAGAUGGCUUCGAGUCAUCAGGACGUGACUGCAUGUACUCACAGGGCAGGUUCAAUAAAAAUGGUGUGGACCUGAACCGGAACUUUCCGGAUGCAUUCAUGAGUAAUGUUGAACAUGUGAGAGAAAAGGAGGUGGAAGCUGUGAUAAAGUGGCUAAAGACAGAGAUGUUCGUCCUCUCUGCUAAUCUUCAUGGAGGAGCAGUGGUGGCUAGUUACCCCUAUGAUAACAGCAACGGAGGCAGCGAGCUGCAGGGGGACUCCAGCAUUUCUCCAGAUAAUGAUGUCUUUGUCCACCUGGCCAAGACUUAUUCAACCAACCAUGCAAGCAUGCAAAAGGGAAACAAGUGCUAUGAUUCCAAGGAUUUCACCGACGGCAUCACUAAUGGCUACAGAUGGUAUCCACUAGAAGGUGGGAUGCAGGACUACAAUUAUGUUUGGGCUCAGUGUUUAGAGAUCACUCUUGAGUUGUCCUGCUGUAAGUUCCCUCCAGAACGUGACCUGCCAGGCCUGUGGGAGGCCAAUAAGCCUGCACUGCUGGCCUACAUGCAACAAGUGCAUUUAGGUGUAAAAGGUCAAGUGUUUCACUCAACUGGAGAUCCAGUCCAAAACGCCUCAGUGGAGAUAAAGGGUAGAAAAAAUCUUUGUCCAUUCAAGACAGAUCACAACGGAGAGUAUUACAGGCUGCUGCUGCCAGGAAACUAUACAAUAACGGUGACAUAUCCAGGAUACAUGCCGCUCACAGAAACUGUGUCAGUGCCGUUUGGUCCGGACAGAUUCACUGCUUUAACACACUACUUCCAGUUUCAGAAAAGUGCCAGCACAGUACUUGUGACAACAGAGCCCAGUUGCCCAUCACCUGACGUCAAACAGGGCGAGAACCACAGUGCUGCCCUGCUGCCCAGCACCAUCGCUGCACUCGCUGCCCUCACACUCCACACACUACUUCUGUGAGGAGAUAUCACUCAUAUGACUGUUGAUUCAAUGAAAAAGUGCACACUUUACUCUUAUUGCACAGCCAUACGGGCCAUGUUUUUUGUCUUGCUAUAUUUUUUAGUUUAUAAGGAUUUUUCUUUCCUUUAAAGGCCAUGAAAGGAAAGCAGCUGACUCUGAAUAUUGCAUUUAAAGAACUCAUCAGAGAGGGACACUGCUUUGGGAGCUCAUGAUGGAACGCAUUUGUCUUCCUCUGCCUUGCUUACUGAUGCGCAGAUAGUAAAGGAAACCAAAUCUCCCGGCAGCUGAUAUAUAAGUGCAAAUUGUCUCAGGCCUGAUAGCUUAGGCUGUCUUUGAGAUCUUGCCAGUUUUGGCCUUAAAGUAAAAAGUCACCCUGAAUAUGACUUGCAUAGCAAUAUUAUAAAUCAAUAUGUAAUAUCCAGUCACAUCAAAGAUUUUUUAUAAUGAAAGAUAAAACAGUUUCCUAUAUUUCCAACAAUGGUGUUUGACCACCCAUUGAUUGUGGCGCAGCUGGGAAUGAGCAUCUUGCUUCAUCUCUGUAGCAGUGCAGCAGCACGUUUGUCUGUCUGGUUCUUCCACCUCCUCAUCUCUGCUCAUGGUAAUAUCAAGGUCCCUGAUCUACUCUAUCAAGUUGUCAUCUCAUAAAGCUCAACCUGUUACAAACAAGCAAGUUGGAUUCUGACCACAACCUGUAUGUGCAUUGCAUUCUGGAACUUGGUGUCCAACUUGGUGUCUAAUCAUUAGCCAUUAUGUUUAAGAUAAUCAGUUGAAAAAGUCAUUAGAAAUGUUAGGAUAUCUGUGCAGAAAAUUCAUUGGAAUAACAAAUAUAUAGCAUCAAGCAACAAAUUUACACUAGAAAUGCUAUGCAAAUCACAAAUAUUUCAAUAUAAUAAUUUUUAUUGUUCAUAAAUAAAAGGUGGAGUUUUCCUAUAAGAUUUUUUUACAUGGGCCCUGGAAAUUAUUUUUUUUCCCCGACUGGAGUUAAAGCUCACACAUAUGAUGUUUGAUGGUUGACAGUCUAACAUUUAACAUGAAUAAUUAAGAUUUGAAGUAAAAGGCAGGAUUUUACAAGUGGAAAAAAAACUUGAAUCAAUAAGUGCUUAACUAAUUGCUAUUAACUAAAGUAAUCUUAAAUUUAGCAUCAAAACAUGCUGUUUUAGUGUUUUUAUCAUAUUAUUGUAUAUCUGUCCAUUUUGAUUUUUAUGAGAUUCUGUCAAUUAUUUUGGACAGUGCGUUAUCCAGAAUUUCAAAUGAUGCAGGUACGUUUUCAAGCCAUAGCAGUACUUUUAUUUACUGAUAGCAUUUAAACAUGUAAUUUCUUCUGAAACACAUAUGUUUAUAGUGAAAGUGUUCAGAUUCUGGUUCCAUGAACUCAAAUGGCUAUGCCAAAAACAGCUCUUUUCUCUUCUACCUCAUCCUGGCCUCAUACUGGUAUAUUGACUUGUGCCUUGAAUAAAAUUGUUACAUUCA
Messenger RNA from Tachysurus fulvidraco (yellow catfish), 3144 nucleotides. It is a transcript of the gene cpm, whose product is annotated as carboxypeptidase M. NCBI's taxonomy places the organism in Eukaryota, Metazoa, Chordata, Actinopteri, Siluriformes, Bagridae. Bases 343 to 1674 code for a protein of 443 amino acids. Gene Ontology annotation, cellular component: cell surface. The record is from RefSeq and is a predicted model, not a curated record. Gene Ontology annotation, biological process: proteolysis. Gene Ontology annotation, molecular function: metallocarboxypeptidase activity; zinc ion binding. The transcript is spliced from 9 exons.